GGCAAUCUCUGUGAUCGGAGAUAAACCAGCGUUUAAAGGGAGCCAUACCUUUACCCUACGAAUCGAUGUUGGACCAAGAAUAGAGGGGGAUUACCAGAGCCAACCAUGGCUUAUGGAAAGAGACCAGGGACUAUUACCAAAAUACAGGGAGCCAGUUCUCCAUCCUGCCCAGGUCCUGGCCCUGGAUUCACAGCGUAUCCAGGUGAGGAAACACAGGAUUUGAGGAGAGAAUCCCCUCCACCUCGCCACCGCAGAAGCACAGAGCUGUAUCACAACAACCAGCCUACCCCCCCUGGCCUGGCUCGUGUCCGUCCUCUGACCUGUGACCUGAGUACCGAUGGCCUGGACGAGGAGGACACUUGUUCUGAGUACGACAACGUGGGCUCCGACGUGGAGCAGCACUCUGAUGAAGUGCUGCACAGUGUUGGAAACGGAAAGAGCGUGGACGUGACCUACUACACCCACUUCCGCUCCGAGGAGGGCACGUAUGUGGAGACCGUGGUGGACGGCACUGACGAAGGCUGCAGCGUCGUUGGUCGUCGUUCGCCCAGGGAACAUCGCAACUCAGAAAUACAUGAGGAACCACCGCAGGACAAAGAACCUCCUCACUCCGACCGGCAGUUUAGUUCCUGUCCCGCCCCCGUGCCAAGAGGCAAAGAGAACGAUGAGCCGAGGCAGAAACAGGAAUAUUUCUCUGAUGAACCCGAGCAGGAACAGCAGGAUGGAGCCGGACACACAGAGGACGAUACGGAAGGCACGGUUAAGACCUCCGUCGCUCAGCAGGAGAAUAAGGGAGAGAGGAUGAGAAAGAGAGAAGGAGAGGAUAGGGCUAGCGAGCCUAAUGAGGUCUACUCUACAAGGAACUGUGUUAUCCCAGAGAGCAGUAAGAAGUCAGCUAGUGAGUCGUCUCUCAGAAGCACUAAAGAGAAGGCGAGACACAGCAAGGGAAGGGGCAAACUGGAAACAGGCGAGGAUGUGGAGCUUACAGUGCCUGGGGCAAAGGGGUGUCCUAACAGCCCCACUCACCCAGAGGCCCAGAAGAACGGCAGACCAGCAACCAUCAGGCCAAAACCUAGAUCCAACAUCAGUAAGCCACAGCCUCCCCCACAUCAGCAUCCUAACAAGACCCAGAUCCAGGCACACACCAAUCCACAACCCAAACCCAAGCCACAGCCACAGCCCAAACCCCAGCCACAGCCCAAAGCCCAGACCAAGACCCAAAACAAGCCCAAGACCCCUGGCCCACAGACCCACCAACCUCAACAGAGAAGAGGGGGUCCCACCAGACCCACCCCAGAGAAGAGCCAGCCCAUAGCUUCCAGCCCACCUCAAACGCUGCCCCAUAUCACCGAGCUACAGAGGGUGCCGUCUGAAGACAGGGAGGUGUGGGCAGAAACACAAAAACAAAGUGUCGCAGAGCAGCCAAGGAUGCCUCCCUGCUCCCAGCCUAAACCACCAGAGGACAGCAUUGACCAGGUGAAGGUGAAUGCUGAGCAAACGCAAGAAAAGGCUUCUUUUCCAAGCUUUGUGGACGUCCCAGGUCCCUGUGAACCAGAGGACCUGAUCGAUGGGAUCAUCUUUGCUGCUAACUACCUUGGCUGCACUCAGGUGCUGUCAGACAAAAACCCUUCCAAAGCCAUCCGCAUGUCGCAGGCUCAGGAGGCUGUCAGCCGUGUGAAGUGUCAAGACGAAGAUUCACAGAUGGUGACUGAAGUGGACCUGUUCAUCUCCACCAAGGCUGUCAAAGUGUUAAAUGCAGACACACAGGAAACGAUGAUGGACAGUGCCCUUCGUAUAAUCUCCUAUAUUGCGGAUAUUGGGAACAUUGUGGUUCUGAUGGCAAGGAGACGCAUGUCUCAGGCCACCUCGCAAGACUGCACAGAGGACGCUCUGUCUCCUGCUGAGGGUCAGAGGCAGUACAGGAUGAUCUGCUACGUCUUUGAAUCGGAGGACGCACAACUCAUUGCCCAGUCCAUCGGUCAGGCUUUCAGUGUGGCGUACAGAGAAUUUCUCAGAGCCAAUGGAAUCAACCCAAAGGACCUGAGCCAGAAACAAUACAGUGACAUCAUCAAUUCCCAAGAAAUGUACAAUGAUGACCUGAUACAUUUCUCAAACUCUGACAACUGUAAAGAGCUGCACGUGGACAAGCAGAAGGGGGAGAGCCUGGGGGUGGUGAUCGUCGAGUCUGGCUGGGGCUCCAUCCUGCCCACCGUGAUCCUGGCCAACAUGCAGAACAGUGGCCCCGCUGCCCGCUCUGGGAAACUCAACAUUGGAGACCAGAUCAUGUCCAUCAACGACACCAGCCUGGUGGGGCUUCCUCUGGCCACCUGCCAGGGCAUCAUCAAGGGCUUGAAGAGUCACUUGCAGGUGAAGCUGAGCAUCGUGAGUUGCCCCCCGGUUACGACCGUCCUCAUCAAAAGGCCGGACCUCAAGUUCCAGCUGGGCUUUAGUGUUCAGAACGGCAUAAUUUGCAGCCUGAUGCGGGGUGGCAUUGCGGAGCGAGGAGGGGUGCGUGUCGGCCACAGGAUUAUUGAAAUCAACGGCCAGAGCGUGGUUGCCAUGGCACAUGAGAAGAUUGUCCAGACCUUGUCUGUUUCAGUGGGUGAGAUCAACAUGAAGACCAUGCCUGCUGUGAUGUUCAGACUGCUGACAGGGCAGGAGACUCCCGUCUACAUAUAGAGUCUACAUGGAGCCUUACACGGCUUCUGCAUGUUCACAAUGACGAGUGAUACAUUAAGUAAUCCUUUAACUCUAGUGUUGUGACCCUUACUACCCUGGAAGGAAUCUCUUCAAGUUUUCUCUUGAACUACGGUACAUUGUCCCAGUGGAUUGAUGAUGUGUAAAUAGGCUUCUGAUAGUGUGUAUGGAUGCAGUACUGAUGCUCUGGGAGAAUGUGAAGUGAAUAUAAUACCAUGGUUAUUUUCUUAUGAAAAAAGAUAAAGUAGUACAUUUUAUUUUUGAUUUAGUCCUUAUUUUUUUAUAAUAUACAAUGUUAUACAAUGUUGUUUAAUUAUCAGUGCUGCCAACUUUUCCAAAAACCUUGGCGUGAGAUUUGGUAGCCCCGGGCGAGGUUUCGCGAGCUUCACACCCCCCAAAGGGAAGUUUACACGGCUGUUUGCGCGUCAAUGUCGCUUCUCUCGGUUAACCUGCGCGUCGUCUGUUACUGUUACAACGUUUGCUUGGCUACUUGUUUUGCGUUGCCUUUUCAGCGGUAGAUAUACAAGGUGUGACGUGAGUGCGUGAGAAAUUGUUGAAAUGCGUGUGUCACAAGGCGAAACCAUGAGAGUUGGCAGCUCUGAAUUACAUAUAGUUGAAUUUACUGGCAUGUGAAUUAUAUCAUUAGCAUUGGGUGGACCAGUCAAUAAUGGCAGAUAAGUAUUGGGUUUUCAAAGAAGGUAUUGUGCUUUGCUGGAAAAUAUGAGGCAAACUAGGGUGUUAACAUUUUGGCAAUACUAAAGGCCAAAGAUUAUGACUAUUGCAACAUGUAUUCUAAGAUAAACAUUUUGGUGAUUGCCUUCUACAGGUAGGAAGAAUUUAACAAUUGUACAUUUGUUGUAUGAAUGUAAUACCCCCAUACUAAGACAGCAUUGUCAUGGCUGAACCCUUAUAAAAGCAUACCAUUUCCUAAAGUGUUUUAACAAAGUGCCCAUAUGACAUGCAGCACUUAAAAUAAAGGGAUCAAGUU
Molecule: messenger RNA, 3685 nt
Organism: Hypomesus transpacificus
Lineage: Eukaryota; Metazoa; Chordata; Actinopteri; Osmeriformes; Osmeridae
Gene: apba2a
Product: amyloid beta (A4) precursor protein-binding, family A, member 2a
Exons: 12
Coding region: 106-2679 (857 amino acids)
Biological process (GO): chemical synaptic transmission
Cellular component (GO): dendritic spine; cytoplasm; plasma membrane
Molecular function (GO): protein binding; amyloid-beta binding
Source: RefSeq, a predicted model, not a curated record